CUAUAAAAGCACUCUCGGUUUGUUAAUAUCCGUUACUUACCCCAUUCGCCGUCUCUCCCUCCCUCUCUCUAUACCUUAUCAUCAUCAAAGUAGUAGCUACGAUCAAAGAAUGUCCGAGGUAUCAGAAGAACCGAAAACAAAGGUUGAUUCUUCCGGAGAGUUAUCUGAUGUUGAUAACGACAACUGCAGUAGCAAUGGAAGUGGAAGUAGUAGUGGUGGUGAGACGAAGAGGACUUGCGUUGAUUGCGGCACAUUCCGUACUCCUCUUUGGCGUGGUGGCCCUGCUGGACCUAAGUCAUUGUGCAAUGCCUGUGGGAUCAAGAGCAGGAAGAAGAGGCAAGCCGCUCUCGGAAUCAAACCAGAGAAGAAAAACAAAAGAAGCAUCAGCAGUGAUACUAGUGAUCUAAGCCUCGACGAUGGAAACAAGACCAGCAAAGAUGAUGAUCACAGCAGCAAGUGUACUAGCAGCAGCAGCAAAAGAAUGGGUAGAUUUUUGGAUUUAGGGUUCAAAGUUCCGGUGAUGAAGAGAUCACCUGUUGAGAAGAAGAGGCUGUGGAGUAAACUAGGCGAGGAAGAGAGAGCCGCCGUGCUUCUCAUGGCUCUCUCUUGCGGCUCUGUGUUUGCUUAAAACGAUGAAGAACAAUAAAAGCUUCUUUUUCGUUUCUUUUUGGGUGACUUAAUUAGUUUAACUAUAUAUGUAGUACUGAUAUGUAAUUUGUUUGGUUGCUGCCACUUAUGUAAUGCGUUCAUUAGCUUAAUGAAUUUCAAUUUUUGAGAGCAUACAAAUGACUCAAAGAGCA
This is a messenger RNA of Raphanus sativus (radish), 800 nucleotides long. Its product is annotated as GATA transcription factor 17. The record is from RefSeq and is a predicted model, not a curated record. Gene Ontology annotation, biological process: regulation of DNA-templated transcription. Bases 110 to 628 code for a protein of 172 amino acids. Gene Ontology annotation, molecular function: zinc ion binding; sequence-specific DNA binding. The transcript is spliced from 2 exons. NCBI's taxonomy places the organism in Eukaryota, Viridiplantae, Streptophyta, Magnoliopsida, Brassicales, Brassicaceae.